AUGGCAGAGUUAUAUGGUAGUUGGGAAGAGAGCUUUGGCCUUCUUUAUAAUUGGAGGGCUGAAGUAAUGAAGAAGAUGUCAAAUAGUGUCAUUGAAAUUGACGUGGUGGUUGAAGACGGUAUGCCUCAUUUUCGUAGAUUUUUUUGUGCACUUGGUCCUUGCAUCGAGGGUUUUCUAGAGGGAUAUAGACCAUAUCUCAGCAUAGACUCUACUGCACUUAAUGGUAGAUGGAAUGGUCAUUUGGCUACUGCAUGUAGUGUUGAUGGUCAUAAUUGGAUGUAUCCUAUGGCAUAUGGUUUCAUUGACUCUGAAACAUCAGAUAACUGGAUUUGGUUCAUGACACAACUGCAUAAAGUCAUAGGAGAUCUUCCUCUACUUGCAGUUUGCACUAAUGCUUGCAAAGGUCUAGAAUUAGCCGUUAAAUAUGCAUUUCCCAUGGCUGAACAAAGAGAGUGCUUUAGACAUCUCAUGGAUAACUAUGUUAAAAAAUUUAGUGGUGCAGAACAUAUGUAUCCUGCAGGAAGGGCUUACAGGAGAGAAGUGUAUGAGUACCACAUGUCUAAAGUCCUAGAAAAUCCAGAUGUUAAGUAUUAUUUGGAUACAUAUCAUAGUUUGAAGUGGAUGAGAAGUGGGUUCAAUCCAGCCAUCAAAUGUGAUUAUGUCACCAAUAAUAUAGCUGAGGUGUUCAACAACUGGAUCAAAGACAUCAAGGACUUGCCUGUUUGUGAGCUUGCAGACCGGUUGAGGGAAAUGAUCAUGGUUUUGUGGUACAAGAGGCGAAAGAUUGGUCAACGACUUGAGGGUAAGCCAUGCCAGCAUGCUUUGGCUUUGAUAACUGCACAACCACUAAGAGAUGUGAAGAUGGAAGACUUUGUCCAUGAGUACUACUCUGUUGAAAGGUUCAAAAAUGCUUACAAGAGAUUGAUCCAACCACUCCCAGAUAAAUCCCAAUGGCCAAAGGUUGACCUAUCUCAUGACCUAGGUGCUCCACUUGGUAAAAGAAGUGCUGGCCGACAAAGGAAAAAUAGGAUAAAGGGUGCUCUUGAGGGUGGUGGUGCUACGAACAAAGCUAACAACGAGGGAAAGGAGACUGAGAAAGAAAAGAAAAGGAUUAAGGGCCCAACCAAGUGCCAAAAAUGUGGAGGAUUGGGAUAUAGGAAGAGAAAACCUAGGAAGAAUACCACUAAAGCUUGGUUCCCUGCUGAUAUAGGCACACCAACAUGA
Messenger RNA from Oryza brachyantha (malo sina), 1224 nucleotides. RefSeq lists its product as uncharacterized. The record is from RefSeq and is a predicted model, not a curated record. Bases 1 to 1224 code for a protein of 407 amino acids. The transcript has 3 exons. NCBI's taxonomy places the organism in Eukaryota, Viridiplantae, Streptophyta, Magnoliopsida, Poales, Poaceae.